AUCCAGUCAUGAUUCUCCUCAAGUUCACACACUUCGAGACUAUCUCACUAUCCCACGUACACACUUAUGUCAGGCGUGACAGGAAUGCCCCCGGUGACUCCAGUCAAGACCCCUAAGAAGAGGUCUAAAAGUAAGGAGACUGGCCCCAGCGUGUCAGACAGGAUCCUCAAGGUGUUGUCAGGAUCAAAGGACCGCGGUGGCGUCUCGUUUGCGGCUCUGAAAAAAGCCCUGACUGCCGGAGGUUAUGAUGUGACGAAAAACAAUGGUCGAAUUAAACUCGUCCGGCACUUGGUGGCCAACGGAAGUCUUCUGCAACCGAAAGGUACCGGCGCGUCCGGCUCCUUCAAAAUCAACAAGCAAACUGCCGCUAACAAGAAAAAGGAUGUAAAAAAGAAUGCGAGGAGUCCGAAGAAGAAAGUCAAGAGGAUCAAGAAAAUGAGUCCUAAGAACAGCACGGGCUCCAGGACUCCAACACGGAAGAAGAGAAAGGCGAAGACCCCCAAGAAGGCCAAGAAACCCGCGGCUGCUAAGACACCAACGAGCCCAAAGAGGGCCACGCGCAGGGUGGCCAGUACUCGGGCAUUUGCUUUUUAAACGUUUGGACACGGUUUACCAACCGAUGGUAUUAACCAUGAAUCAGCAAAGGACAAAUUGGACACACUCGUACAAUUCCCUUGAUUUAAAAAUUAUAAAUGUCUUUCAUUCUA
This is a messenger RNA of Hypomesus transpacificus, 707 nucleotides long. RefSeq names its product histone H1.4-like. Gene Ontology annotation, biological process: nucleosome assembly. Gene Ontology annotation, cellular component: nucleosome. Gene Ontology annotation, molecular function: structural constituent of chromatin; DNA binding. Lineage: Eukaryota; Metazoa; Chordata; Actinopteri; Osmeriformes; Osmeridae. The record is from RefSeq and is a predicted model, not a curated record.